UGAUAAACAAUACAUUUCCUCAACCAAAAAAACAGUGUCGCCCUCCUACCUAAAACGUGAGACUUACUACGUAUCAUCGCGAUGGAAGACUUCUAUGUUGCAUCUGUUGUCUGGGAAUUGAGUCUCAAUUUGGAGAGCGACAUCACACUUGGCAUUCGCCAUGGAGGCGCCGCCUUCCGCAUCUGCUACAAUGCACACAUCCUCGCCGCCUCACCUUCUACCUUGGAACAGCAUCGCGAGUCAUACCGAAUCCUACAUAAGGAUGAUCCAGAUAGAGGAUACCCUGAAACGGUGGAACGACUCAGAAAACCGUUUGAAGAACUUAUGACCCAGAUGGCCCCAAAUCCACCAACCGAGUCAACGGGUGUAGCUGAAAGCGGGUGUGUUCAGCCAUUUUCCAAGGGGGCCCUUUCGCAACGGGAGAUCGGACGUCCGGGUGAAUAUAUAAACUAUAACGACUUCCUUCAACCGCACUUGUCUCCGCUACUUGACUCGAAACUCAAAAAGUACUCGUCUCGUCAAAUUCAAGUCCUGGCCCAGACACCGGAGCUGGUCCCAUCUAGGAUUCUUGUCGAUGGCAUUAUCUACCUCUUCAAGCCUUGGAUAUCAGGUCGAGUGCAUGGGUACCACGAGCUGCAGUCAUAUAGGAAGAUCUUGGCGGAUACCGAGGCAAGCCUGCCCCUUCUCGCCGACGUACGCAUCUGUCGCCUUCACGGUCUGAUUAUCGACGACGGCGAUGAUGUCCUCCAACACUAUCCUCUUGAUAAUGGCGAGAAAAACUAUUCUGGGACCCGUUUAGUCGGACUGCUUCUCACAUACAUCGAGAAUCGCGGCACUCUGAACGGUUUGGCGCCUUGGUCAGGCUGUAUAAAUGAGGAUCGGCUUCGCUGGUCCGGACAAAUAAAUCACUUGAUUCAAUGCUUGUAUGACGCAGGUGUAAUUUGGGGAGACGCUAAGCCUGAGAACGUCUUGAUUGAUAUGGAGGGCGAUGCCUGGCUCAUUGAUUUUGGCAGUAGUUAUACCCAGGGUUGGGUUGACGAGGAUAAGCUGGAGACGGUGGAAGGAGACCGGCAAGGCGUGCAAAGAAUUGAUGAUUGGCUUAUCAAAUGGCCCCGCUAA
Molecule: messenger RNA, 1119 nt
Organism: Chaetomium strumarium
Lineage: Eukaryota; Fungi; Ascomycota; Sordariomycetes; Sordariales; Chaetomiaceae
Exons: 2
Coding region: 82-1119 (345 amino acids)
Biological process (GO): protein phosphorylation
Molecular function (GO): ATP binding; protein kinase activity
Source: RefSeq, a predicted model, not a curated record